Molecule: messenger RNA, 848 nt
Organism: Ostrea edulis (European flat oyster)
Lineage: Eukaryota; Metazoa; Mollusca; Bivalvia; Ostreida; Ostreidae
Product: protein DPCD-like
Exons: 6
Coding region: 22-627 (201 amino acids)
Source: RefSeq, a predicted model, not a curated record
GACUUGUUACUAGUAAACAACAUGGCGUCCGCGUGGAUUGAAAAAUUGAAGAAAGCACAGAAAACUUGUAUGAUACAAGAUGGAAGAAGAAAAAUUCAUUUUGUAUUCCCUGAUGGGACAGAAAUGGCAGAGGAGUACGACAUCAAAUCAUCAGAACUUGUUUUGAGAAAAUGGAGAAGAAGAGCAACAUUAGGAGUAAAAGAAUCUAAAUGGGAAUUUGAAGUUGGUGAAGACCUUCUAGCAAGAAACGUAGACUCUGAAGGACUACUAGAGAGUGCAGCAAAUCCAAUAUUUGCCAGAAAAGACACACUUUCAUCUUACCAGUGGAGAAUUAGAAAUCUUCCAUAUUCAAUAGAAACCUACAAUGUAACUGUUGAACCUGAAAACCGCACAAUCACAGUCAGAACUACAAAUAAAAAAUAUUUCAAGAAGAUUUCCAUACCUGACAUGGAUAGAGUACAAUUUCCACUCCAACAGAGUGCUUUGAGUAUUGCCCAUGCAAAUAACACCCUCAUAGUUACAUACAAGAAGCCGAAGGAAAUUCUACAGAUGGAAAAGGAGAUCCAAGAAGAGUUCAAGAAGUUAAAGGCCUCGAAAGAUGGUGAUGUAGAUUGCACUCCGAGCUGAUCAGAUUAUUCGGAAAUUAAAUGUUAAAUUCCAGAUCAAUGUGAUCGAACAUCUGUGAUGCUAAACAACUGUUGAUGUAGCGAAUGUGCAAGAAAAUGGAAGUCCAAAAACUGCCUUAUAAUAUUGUUCUGGGCAGUAUCGGCUGAUUUACCACAUUCAACAAUUCUAUAUGUAUUAUUAUUUAAUACCUGAAUUAAAAAAUUGAAUAAAGGUUGAGUUUA